Molecule: messenger RNA, 1694 nt
Organism: Sinocyclocheilus anshuiensis
Lineage: Eukaryota; Metazoa; Chordata; Actinopteri; Cypriniformes; Cyprinidae
Product: Fc receptor-like protein 5
Exons: 9
Coding region: 1-1269 (422 amino acids)
Biological process (GO): immune response; cell surface receptor signaling pathway
Cellular component (GO): external side of plasma membrane
Molecular function (GO): transmembrane signaling receptor activity
Source: RefSeq, a predicted model, not a curated record
AUGGAGCUCAGUCAACUUCCUCUUGUGCUCUUGCUGAUUUCAAACAUCCACUCUGGAAACACUGAAGGAGAGACAGUCACUCUCAGAUGUGACAUUGAUGGUGAAGGAGUCACUGGCUGGCGGUACAGCUGGUAUAAAGACGGUUCAAACAGUGUUUUCAGUGAACUACAGGAACACACAUUCAGUCCUGUUACUGAGUCUGACGCAGGUAAAUACUUCUGUUAUGGAGCAGAGAGAGGAGGAUCACGAACAUCAAACAUCGGUGAUGAAGUUACACUGACAGUAGAUACACCCCAGGCAGUUUUAAGUGUUUCUCCACAGAAGUGGUUGACUGAAGGAGAUCCAGUGACUCUGAUCUGUGAGGUUUACGGCUCCUCUACAGGCUGGACAUUCAGCUGGUACGCGGUUUCAUCAGACUACAGCAAUCGUUAUAACCUCCUCUCAGACAGCAGCAGGGGAGCUGGAGGAAACUAUACUUUCAGUUCUGCUGCUCUAAAACACACAGGAGUUUAUGUGUGCACAGCAGAGAGAGGAAAACCAGGUUAUUAUACAACCUACAGCAACAAACAGCCAGUAUGGGUCACUGGUGUUUCUCCUCCAGUCUCUCUGAUCAUCAGUCCUAGCAGAACUCAACACUUCACAUCUGUCUCUCUCUCUCUGAGCUGUGAGGACCAGAGUAACUCUGAUAGAUGGAGAGUGAAAAGAUACACAGAGAGUUUGGGGCUGGAAGAUUGUUCAUCAUCGGUGUGGGCUUCACAAACAGGAUCUACAUGUACAAUCAGCUCCACCAUCACAUCAGACACAGGAGUGUACUGGUGUCAGUCUGAAUCUGGAGAGAACUAUCAUCCUGUUAAUAUCACUGUACACCCUGAUGUGAUUCUUGAGAGUCCUGUUCAUCCUGUGACUGAAGGAGAUACUCUGACUCUACGCUGUUUAUAUCAACAUUCAACCCCACCAAACCUCAGAGCUGAUUUCUAUAAAGAUGGAUCACUCAUCCAGAGUCAAACUACAGAGAUGAUCAUCUUUAAUGUCUCAAAGUCACAUGAGGGUUUCUACUACUGCAAACACUCAGAGAGAGGAGAGUCACCCAAGAGCUGGAUCUCAGUCAGAGUGUCUCGUUCAGAAUCUCAGAUCUCUGUCCUCCACACACUCAGUUCUGUACUGGCAGUUUGUCCAUAUCUGCUAGUGACUGUCGUGCUGAUUUUCAAAUGCUGCAGGAUGAGAGUGCUGAUUUCACACAUCCACUCUGGAAACACUGAAGGUGAGUAAAUUUGAUUCAUAUAUUUCUCACAUUUGACUGAUUCUAACUGUUACAAACCACCGGAGAGUUGAGAAAUUAAUGUUACAUUUUAUUAUGAUUAUAAAUGCACCCUUUUAACAAGUUAAAUUAUUCAUGUGACAAUUCUGAGGUGAGACAUGAAACACCAAAAACAUCAGUCUAUCAAAAAUAUCAGAUAUAUUUCUUACAUCCUGUAAUGUCCACCCAACGAAGGAAUCCAAUGGUGGCUGAAGGUUUCCUGCACGUUCGGUCUUUUUGGUGCCGCACAAAUUACUUUGUCGAAAAUACACCAAUGGUGCGCAAAGUAGUUUAAUUUAAAUUAAAUUCUAAUCUGACUCCAUUUUAUUAUGACCUCGAGUUUAGAUUGAGAUGCAAAUUGGUUGUUUGCCCAUUUCUAAUUAUUGUUCUUCUGGCA